This is a messenger RNA of Sorex fumeus (smoky shrew), 728 nucleotides long. RefSeq names its product late endosomal/lysosomal adaptor, MAPK and MTOR activator 2 (gene LAMTOR2). Gene Ontology annotation, molecular function: molecular adaptor activity; guanyl-nucleotide exchange factor activity. The coding region runs from base 90 to 467 and encodes 125 amino acids. Gene Ontology annotation, cellular component: Ragulator complex. Gene Ontology annotation, biological process: positive regulation of TOR signaling; cellular response to amino acid stimulus. The record is from RefSeq and is a predicted model, not a curated record. Lineage: Eukaryota; Metazoa; Chordata; Mammalia; Eulipotyphla; Soricidae. The transcript is spliced from 4 exons.
CUGCGGGGCUGCGGAAGCGGCUGGCCCAGGUUUGCGGAUCGCAGGCGCCAAUCGGGGUUUUGCACAAGGCCAGCUCUGGAGCCGCCGGCAUGCUGCGUCCCAAGGCUUUGACCCAGGUGCUAAGCCAAGCCAACACCGGCGGCGUCCAGAGCACCCUGCUGCUGAAUAACGAAGGGUCACUCUUGGCCUACUCCGGUUACGGGGACACGGAUGCCCGGGUCACCGCGGCCAUCGCCAGCAACAUCUGGGCCGCCUACGACCGGAAUGGCAACCAGGCGUUCAAUGAAGACAACCUUAAAUUCAUCCUCAUGGACUGCAUGGAAGGCCGCGUAGCCAUCACGCGUGUGGCGAACCUUCUGCUGUGCAUGUACGCCAAGGAGACAGUUGGCUUCGGGAUGCUCAAGGCCAAGGCUCAAGCUUUGGUGCAGUACCUGGAGGAGCCACUGACCCAGGUAGCAGCUUCGUGACGGACAUCAAGGAAGUGGGAACAAAGCGGAGAAGUGAUCCCUGGGAACCUUCCUGGACAUUGCAGGGUGGGGGCAACGUGGGGCUUUUGUUUUUGUUCGAGAGGAAAUUCAGGAGCCGGAAUGAUAGCACAGCAGGUGGAGCACUUGCCUUGCAUACAGCUGACCUGGAUCGAUCCCCGGUAUCCCAUAUGGCCUCCCGAGCAGAACUAGGAGUAACCCCUACGCAUCGCUGGUGCGGCCCGAAAACCAAAAUAAUUAGUU